ACAGACUUCAUGAACCAGAAGUUCAGUUGAACAUGUAUUUCGAGAACGAUGGAGAGCCUAUAACUUUCUGUGAGAAUAGUUUUGUGAAGCAUCGUUCCAGUAGUACUAAGCAGUUCCUGGAAACUGCUGUUAAUCUUCAACUAUUUAAACAGUUUAUUGAUGGUCGGCUAUCAAAAUUAAAUGCAGGAAGAGGAUUCUCUGAUGCUUUUGAAGAAGAAAUCACAGCAGGAGGCUUUUGUGGAGGAAAUUCGAGAUCUUAUCAGCAGUGGAUGCAUACAGUGAAGAAAGGUGGUGCACUGAUCAACACAGCAAUGACCAAAGCCACUCCAGCUGUGAAAACAGCAUAUAAAUUCGCAAAAAAUCAGGCAAGGCAAGGAAUAAAAGAAGUGAAGAAUAAGUUAAAACACAAGGAGAGCGAGGAAGAGUAUGGAACUUGCAGUGCUGGUGCAGUACAGACUGUUCCUGUCUACACGUUGCAUUAUGAGAAAAGAGCAAACUCAGAAAAACGAAGACUGGCACAGACUCGUUUUAACCAGCAUCUCAGUAACCAGGAUUUUGCAUUGGAUGAAGAUGAUGACGAUGAAAUGGAGAGAACAAGCAAGUUAUCAUCAGAAGACAGUGAAGAAGCUUCUGCUUGCUUUUAUGAUAGUGAUGAUUCUGGUGAAACUGGAAUAACUCCUCAGCAGCAAGGAGAAAUGGACUUGCUUGGGGAGAUUUUGGACACGCUGAGCACACACAGUUCAGAUCAAGGAAAGCUUUCAGGAGCAAAGAGCCUGGAUUUCUUUAGGUCGAUGGAUGACAUUGAUUACAAGACUGCGAACAAGUCAAAUGCACCUAGUGAGAGCAACCUUACCCUGCUCUGCAGUAGUGCUAAUGACCAAGCAGAGUGGAACCUCGGUCAGGAUGACAGUGUCCUCCACGGGAAGCAGCUCCCUCCGUCACCAAGGAAGCAAGUUUCUUCUGGUGGCCAUAGAGAAUCUCUCUCAAGGCUGGAAGAAGAAAAUAGUGACAAAACCUUUAUUACUGACAAGAUGGACACCACUAGUAUGACAUCCCUAUCUCCAAUACAAUCAAGUGCCCAGUUUGCUUCUCUAGAAAGUUUCAAAACAGGCUGUUCUUCCUAUGAGAAUGCAAAGCGGAAUGAAACACUAAGCAAUACCUCAGAAGAUCAGCUCUCAGCAAGUCUUGCUCAGCAUCCAUCCAUUCUGGUCCCUUGGGAGAAAGAUGGGAAGGAGGGCAAUGAAAGUCCAGAAGAGGGUGGGCUUCUUCAAGAAGUAGUGUCGUUAUGUAAACUGAGUUCUGCUUUUCACUAUGGUUUAAAUAUUUCAAAGGAUAGCUUAUCCAGCAGUAGCAGUGGAAAUAAAACAUAAGAAAACUAUGAGAAGAGAAACUUGACUCCCAUCAGAAGUUAAAGGGAGACUACUCAGGACUCCAUAAAACUCCAUAUAACAUGAUAACCAAAAGAUUAAAAA
Messenger RNA from Pterocles gutturalis (yellow-throated sandgrouse), 1472 nucleotides. It is a transcript of the gene DENND1B, whose product is annotated as DENN/MADD domain containing 1B. The record is from RefSeq and is a predicted model, not a curated record. Gene Ontology annotation, molecular function: guanyl-nucleotide exchange factor activity; phosphatidylinositol phosphate binding. Gene Ontology annotation, cellular component: cytosol; intracellular membrane-bounded organelle; nuclear speck. Gene Ontology annotation, biological process: endocytic recycling; endocytosis. NCBI's taxonomy places the organism in Eukaryota, Metazoa, Chordata, Aves, Pterocliformes, Pteroclidae. The annotation marks the transcript as partial. The transcript has 10 exons.